AUGAGUUUUGCUCGCGAUGAAAUCAUUGUCCCGUGUACAAACGUUCAAUUGGACACCCCGACGAGAAUCAAUGAGCUGCGACAUGCCAUUAGCUCCAGUCAUCUGAUGAAUUCUGUGCAUAACCUGCAUGAACUAAUCGAUCAAUUAUUUAGUUUCGUCAAAAACAGCCGAAGGACCGAUGUAGCUAACAUCCAAGACCUUCUGGAGGGUGGCAAGGAAAUCAAGAUCUAUGAAGGAUGUCCCUGGUCCAAUUACAAGGCCGUCAAAACAUUGGACUGGUCUGCCUAUGAUGAAAUUGUUGCUUCGUCCAUCUCUAUCAUGCAGAUAUAUCAUCUGCUGACAUUGGAGGCCCUCGAAAUACAAUACAGCUCGAACGAUCUCGCUGACGACGCGUGGAGAAAAUUAUCUAAUAUGCUUAAGAGCGCAUUUGGGCUUGCGAUUGAAUUUCGGGAUCAGGUGUCUGAAUUGCAUCGACCGCACUUUGAUUACAUUUAUCAUCUGAACCAGAUAAUGGUGCAACUUUUAGUUGUAUUCAAGAAUAUCCACGUGACACAUAAAGAGAUCGAGGCCAGAUUUGGUGAUUUUGAUCAAGUUCCGGAAAAACUGAAUACUUAUGCUCGCAUACUGAUAUUUGUCUACAAUGAAUGCGCAGUUCUGGAACAACUGAGGAAAUCUUCGCAAGUUGGGACUUUGAGGAGUUUUGUGGAAAUUCUGUUUUCAUACUACAGAAGCCUAUCCUACUAUCACAAGAAUGAGCUGGGAAUAGCCCUCGGUAUCAGCACAUAUGGUCUUGCCAAAAGUAUUGAUCAAUCCAAGAUCAGAUCGAAGUUGCACAUCAAGGCGAGAAAAACCAAUGUUAAAGACAAGCACCUUUGGAGGGAAGAAAUCAGGUUUGUAAGAGAAUUUCAAAAUUCAGCAUUCCCACCUGCAUUCCGACAGAAUAUCUCAACUGUAGUUGAAUUAUUACGCAUUUUAAAUUCCAAGUACGAGAAACUCAACAAUAGCAUCAAUUUCCAGAAAGUGCCUUCCCCUGAAGAGGUGAAACAAGAAUACCUGUUCAAUUCUGCAGACUUGCCGUCUGGACUUCAAGUGCCACUGGUAGACAUUAAUCGUUUCAUCCCAACAUGUCUGGUGGAGAGCACUAACGUACAAGGUUCUUAUUUUUGA
Molecule: messenger RNA, 1167 nt
Organism: Ogataea angusta
Lineage: Eukaryota; Fungi; Ascomycota; Pichiomycetes; Pichiales; Pichiaceae
Exons: 1
Coding region: 1-1167 (388 amino acids)
Source: RefSeq, a predicted model, not a curated record